Messenger RNA from Gadus macrocephalus (Pacific cod), 1370 nucleotides. RefSeq lists its product as uncharacterized. The coding region runs from base 698 to 1339 and encodes 213 amino acids. The transcript is spliced from 6 exons. Lineage: Eukaryota; Metazoa; Chordata; Actinopteri; Gadiformes; Gadidae. The record is from RefSeq and is a predicted model, not a curated record.
UUCUAUUGGUCGCCAGUGAGGGUGCCAUGUGUUGUUUGCUGAUCCUUGCCAAAUCUUUGCAUGUGUCCCGUCUUCGCGUGUGGAGAUCGCCUUCAGUUUAUUUUUGUGGUUCUGAGUAGCUAAGUAACAGUAUCCAUUGCAGUGUUUUUUGGCUUAAAUGUUUUAAUUAAUUAAGCUAUUCAUCAUGACAUUCAUAGGUCAGACUCUCCUGGUCAUUGUGCCAAGUAUGGGACCUACACCGUGAUUGAGGACCGCAUCAACAGGGUUUUGGAUCUUCAACUUGUCCAAGUAAAUUACCAUUAGUGGACACACAAAUCAGUUGUUCUCUUUUUGAUGUGGCACACUUUCUUAUAUGACUGAUUAAUGUUUUUUACAGAGCUCAGAGGUACCAAGCAGCAACUGGUGUGAGCUGGAGGGUUUGAAGCGAACCAUAGCAUUUCUCAAGGAGCAACACUUGCAAGUUUCAGCCCUUAUUACCGACAGAAAUCGCCAGGUUGCCAAGUGGGUGCGGGAGGAGUUGUGCCCUGAAGGAACAAGUCACUUCUUUGACAUCUGGCAUGUUGGUAAAAGCAUAGGAAAAGCGCUAGAUGCUGCUGCAAAGGAGAGGGGUUGUGAGGACCUUAAGCUGUGGAGGCCAUCGAUUGUCAACCACCUAUACUGGACUGCAGCUUCCACACCUAAUGGGGAUCCAAAUGUAAUGGAGGCCAAGUGGCAAAGCAUGGUGAACCAUGUUCAGGACAUCCAUGAACAUGACAGUCCUGGAUUUCCCUCCUGUGCACAUCUCCCUUUGGAGGGAGAAGCAAGGAACAAGCAGUGGCUGGAACCAGGAUCAACUGUAGCUAUUAAGUUGGAGAGUGUCACUACAAGAACAGCAUUGUUGAAGGAUGUUCGGCAGUUGUCCCCACAGCAUCAGACCUUUUCCCUGGAGGCCUUUCACUCGCUUAUCCUCCACUUUGCACCUAAGCACACUGGCUUCUCCUUCCUUGGGAUGUACAGCAGGCUUCUCUUGGCAGCCCUGCAUUACAACCACAAUGGAAGUCGAGAGGUUGCACGAACACAUGACGGCGAGGUUCAAUAUGGAGUUCGUUACCCAAGGUUCCGCAAAGGAGGCUGGGUCGUCCGCCCUGUCAAGGAGAAGCCAUCGUACGCUUAUGCAUCUGCCCUUAUGGAGUCUCUGAUUGAGGCCUACUCCAGGUCACCAAGGAGUCUACAAGAGAGCUCAGCUGACUUGUCCUCCUCUGCACCUGCCCCCCUUUCCACAUCCUUCCAGAUGAUCAGCAAGGAUGAGGCUGUUGGCUUGUAUCUUGCACGACACACACGUUUUAACACAGGAAAUUAGUGUUAAAACACUGUUAGGUAUUUUGUACACU